Lachancea meyersii CBS 8951 is the source of this 1209-nucleotide messenger RNA. Lineage: Eukaryota; Fungi; Ascomycota; Saccharomycetes; Saccharomycetales; Saccharomycetaceae. The record is from the annotation of a GenBank genome assembly.
AUGCUCAAAAGGCUCAUGAGUACUCUGAAAUUCGACACAAGGAUCCUGAAAGUAGAUCCCAAAUCUAUCAUAUUUUCUGACACUGCGCACAUUGAUGGCUCACUUCCUACCAUCACAGAUCUGGAAACCGAAAGAAACCUUUUGGAAGCUGCAAAAAUCAUUCGUGAAACGGACGACACUGUAGGAUUUCCAACCGAAACUGUUUAUGGGCUGGGUGGCUCGUCUCUCAAUGAUAGAUCGGUCUUGAAUAUUUACAAAGCUAAGAACAGACCGAGCGACAACCCAUUGAUAAGUCACAUUUCCUCGAUCGAUCAGCUGAAUCGAAAAAUAUAUGGCCAAGCCCAAGUUUCAGACGUUUUUCAAAAUAUCCCCACAGUGUAUCGCAAUUUAAUUGAUAAGUUGUGGCCUGGGCCUCUCACAAUUCUGCUUCCUGUACCGCGAGUUUCCACUUUAUCCAAACUAACCACGGCAGACCAGCCUACUUUCGCAGUCAGAAUUCCAUCCAACCCGGUGGCUAGAGCUUUAAUAGCGCUCAGUGAUACCCCUAUCGCUGCUCCUUCUGCUAAUCGGUCUACUCGUCCCUCUCCAACACUGGUGGCGCAUGUGUAUCACGACUUGAAAGGUCGCAUACCACUAAUUUUGGAUGGCGGUGCCUGCACUGUGGGAGUUGAAAGCACAGUCGUUGACGGGCUCGUCGAUCCUCCUCUAUUAUUACGUCCAGGUGGCUUCACCUGGGAACGGAUACGGGAAAUGGGAGGAGACGACUGGUCCAACUGUAAAGUUGAAAAUAAUAAAACCAUUGCAGCCGGCGAAAAAGUGCGAACUCCAGGCAUGAAAUACCGUCAUUACUCGCCUCAGGCAAAAGUUGUUCUAUUUUCCCCACACAUAAGUGAUUCAGCCUCAUUAUCACAACGCCUUGACAAUGUCAAAGCUGCCAUUGAGCAUCACACCCAAGGCAUUCGGAAGUACGCUCUACUUUCAACCCUUCUUUUCCCGGAUGACUUGAUAACGGAUCCUCGUUGUAUCCAUAAAUCGCUAGGGAAGACUAGCUCGGACAUUCAAACAAAUCUGUUUGCAAUGCUAAGAGAGGUCGACGAAUUGGAAGAGGUCGAUCUUAUAUUAGUUGAAGGAAUUGAUGAAGAAGGGGAAGGACUGGCAGUCAUGAACAGACUGAAAAAAGCUGCAAGUAACAAUGUAACUCUAUUUUAG